Molecule: messenger RNA, 1050 nt
Organism: Rhizopus microsporus ATCC 52813
Lineage: Eukaryota; Fungi; Mucoromycota; Mucoromycetes; Mucorales; Rhizopodaceae
Exons: 3
Coding region: 1-1050 (349 amino acids)
Molecular function (GO): protein binding
Source: RefSeq, a predicted model, not a curated record
AUGAUUUUCUACUUAAUAUUAUUGGCACUCUUUUAUAUUCAAUACAUUGACUGCCAACAAUGCCUACCGCUCAAAGGAUCUAAAGCCUGUCCACUAUUCAGCAAGAUAUCCAUUCCACUAGAUGACACUACGACUUAUCCUUGGCUAACCAACGUGUCGAAUGUUAAUGACUUUGACCGGGAACUAUUUAACUAUGUUAAUUCACCCCUCUUUUGGAAUCAAGAGCUUAACUGUGCUCAAUUGAUUCAAGAUACCCCCAAAUAUGCACUCAGCUUUACAUGUGCAACCAUCGUGUCCAGACUAUCUUCUUCAUGCAACACCGACACAGCCAUCCUACCACUCUGCCAACACACGUGCGAUUCCUUUUCGAAAUCAAUACAGACUCUAGUUCAGUCUCAUAAUAGCACAUGCAGUCUAGCAUCUACAGAUAUAGCUUCUUUCUGUGAAACAGAUCCUGUAUUUGACGGUCUGCCCUCGGCCCACUGUAUAUCAGGUUUUGAUAAUGAGCGUCAAUUAUGUGAAAGCAAGGAUGCAGCUGUAUGUAAAUAUUGUGAUUGUCCUUCUAGAUACAACAAUCUGGUCUCUACACCACUUGCCAUCACCUUGAUUACUGUUGUGAGCCUAGUGAUAUGCACCAGUCUGUUGAUCUUUUUGUACUUUAGAUGCUAUAAGCAACGUAUCACUCACCUCAAGCUUACAUCAUCAGCUUCAUUAGUCAAGGUGAUCAACGAACCACAUGCGGGCCAUGUAAAAGAUUUUUCUGUGGACGAUAAAAGCUUAUCCGACAUAAAAGGACAUGUCUUUCAAGUGAAUUCGAUAGAAGAGCAGUACGUUAGAGCAAUUUAUUCAUUUACAGUACCGAAUCACUCAGAUGAACUACAACUGCUUACAGGUGAUAUCCUUAGGAUGUACUAUUAUUUUGAUGAUGGAUGGGCAAUUGGGGAUAAUCUUGUUUCAGGUCAAAGAGGUUUGUUUCCACUCCUUUGUGUCGUUCACCUAUCGCCUACAGAAGUACAUGAAUUAAUAAAAUCAUCCGAAAACACGGACUGA